AUGCGGAGGAUGGCUGGUGGCCGUGCGGCUCCGUCUCCGCGGCCGGAGCUGGAACUGGAAGGUUCCCUCGGAAUCGUGGGUCGCACGGGCCAACUAAAACGGACGGCCGUCCUGACUGCGAGAACUCCCAGAACGCCGCAGGUGCAAUCAGAGGAGCUGCGGAGACGACCCUCGCACACGCAUGGUGCGGUGGCUGAAGGGACUGGCAAGGCCUUUGUGGCAGUGGCCCAGAACGCCUUGGGCCCACCGCACCCCGCGCCAUCGCACGUGCGCACAGAGCCAGGAGGUCGCCUCUCCUUGGAGCGGGCUGGACUGGCUGGAGGCGGAGGUCUUGGAGGCAGCGGUGCCGCUAUGCCAGGAGUGCUCGACAUCGAGCUGGAAGGAAGUCAGUCCACGCCUCGGGACUCCAGGACUCAGAAUCAGUUCAGUGCCGUGGCUUCAGCAUCCCAAAAUUGUCCAGCGGACCCAGCGGGAUUGGGUGGUGCAGCACUGCGUGGCCCUGCUGCAGGCAGACCUGGUCGUCGGGCCAGCGAGUGCGUGCAGGAAAGCUCCUUCGACGACCUCCCGCGGCAAGGCCUUGAACGGAGAAGCUCGCUACCAGGAACCGUGCCGUCAGCGGCCAGCGAGGUGAUCCGAAAGUCCUUGAACUCCACCCUACGGAAGUUCGAAGAGAGCGAUCCAAGCUGCACUUCCGUCACCAUGGCUCCAAGAAGGAACGGCGCAAGGCAUGCAGAGGCUACCAUGGCACCAGGCGAUCGGCAGGAGGGGGCCUGCGGCGAAGACCCUGAGGAGUUGGGGAGGCAUCCCAUGACGAUGGACUGCAACGAACUUGAGGGCCAGAGUGCGCAAGAUGCCGACGGCUCCGCUGCCAUGCGAAAGGUUUCACAGAGCUCAAAGCCUGGUUUCGGAAGGCCAGACGCCGAUGCACAGACCGAUGCCGCUGCAGAAGCUCGGGCACAAAGGCUGAGCCCUGCUCGCGAGCAAGAGCUUGGUGAGGAACGGGAUCUUCUGGAUCUACUGCCCAUGCCUGGAGUGACCGGAGGAGGUGAAGGCAAACAGGGCGAACCCUGGAGCGAGGCAAUGAGCUGGAAGAAGCAGCCAGGACCAGGAGCUGAAGACUCCAUUGACACCUUUGAUGGUGGGCUAAGACUUCACGAUGCGGUUCUGCAGAGAGACGAGUUCCCAGCAUCAGAUGCGAAAGUCGGGGAGAAGCCAAGGCUUGCGGGAUCUGGUGAGUGGCACCAGCCCCCUGCAUGGGACACGCCGACCGAUAGCUCGGAGAUUUCGGCGACGGGCGGCGCAGCCAUGUCCGGCCUGUGCCAGGGACCGCCAUCCCCGGAAAGGGCAGCGCCCACUGCAGAGAUCGUAGAGGGCUCUGCGGCUCUGGAAUCGGCCGAACGUGAACAUGCCGACAAUGCCGACAGCGAAGAUACCUCGACCCGCGCAGUGCGGCCGGCUCCAGCAAGGCGACGAAGCUCGAAGACUUCUUCCAGGGGGCCCAAGACAGAGAAGAUGGAGGAACGAGGCAAAGAGGGCACGUCCAGUGGUGCAACGAACGCGGGUGUUGCCAGUUCAGGCAGGCGGCGCAGCAGCUCGAAACGACACAGCAAAGGAACAGCCUCUGCGACGGUGCCCGGCCGGCACCAAGAGGCAGAGGGACUUGAAGCUGACGAGUCACGGCGCCUUGGAAAAGGCAGUCGGAAGGAGUCGGACUCAGAGCCGGAGUCCGCUGUAACAGACAACGACCUUUCCGAAUUCCUCCAGGAGUUGUUUUCGCAGUACAGCACCUCCCGCGAUAAGAAGGGCCGGCCCUUGAUGUCGAAUGCCGGGCUGAGACGAUUUCUGCAGGACUUCACUUUCGGUCCGGGCAGCCGUCCCUCGCAGGCCGCGCAGGCGCACCUGGCUGCGCAGGCUGAUGUCCGUUACGACGAAGAGAUCGAGCGCCAGAGCAACAUGCCCACCGUGUUCGAUCUCACUAAGGGGGAUGCCAACCGUGGCCUGUGCUUCAAGUCCUUCGACAUCGUGGUGAACCAGGUCAACAUGCCAUGCUCCUCCAAGGAGAUGACGAAGCGGUGGUUUAUCACCUACUCCUACGGCAUGGCCAACCCGACGCCUGCAGACGUGGCCGAGGCCAUGUACGCAGGCCUCCACUGA
Symbiodinium necroappetens is the source of this 2154-nucleotide messenger RNA. NCBI's taxonomy places the organism in Eukaryota, Dinophyceae, Suessiales, Symbiodiniaceae. The record is from the annotation of a GenBank genome assembly.